Messenger RNA from Brienomyrus brachyistius, 5313 nucleotides. It is a transcript of the gene hnf1ba, whose product is annotated as HNF1 homeobox Ba. Gene Ontology annotation, molecular function: DNA-binding transcription factor activity, RNA polymerase II-specific; RNA polymerase II cis-regulatory region sequence-specific DNA binding. The record is from RefSeq and is a predicted model, not a curated record. Gene Ontology annotation, biological process: positive regulation of DNA-templated transcription; insulin secretion; liver development. The transcript has 9 exons. The coding region runs from base 316 to 2124 and encodes 602 amino acids. Lineage: Eukaryota; Metazoa; Chordata; Actinopteri; Osteoglossiformes; Mormyridae. Gene Ontology annotation, cellular component: nucleus.
CUACCUGCCACUCAGUCAAUACGCUUACUUUCCCAGCAUUUGCAUGCAGGACAAGCCAGCCCACUUAUUGCUGUUUUAUAUCGCCGGCCCUCCUUCAGGCAUCAUGGCAAAUUAAAUCAUUCUAGCCGACAGGCAAGCUCGCGACGACCUCCAAGCAGGUGCCCUUUGGAGACUCCCAAUUUCAGGCUCUGAGGCUGGAGACGAGGGAGUGAGGCAGAGAGAGAAAGGGAAAGGGGGGAAAGAACAUCUCGUAUCUCUCUCUUUUCUAUAUAUUUUUCUCCUCUGUUCUUUUUUGUCGGGUAACACUGAGUUUUAAUGCUCUCCAAAAUGGUGUCGAAGUUGACACCUCUUCAGCAGGAGCUCCUGAGCGCCUUGCUGGACUCCGGAGUUACCAAAGAUCUUCUCAUCCAGGCUCUGGAUGACAUGGACCCAUCACCAGCCGGCUUCGGAGUUAAAAUGGAAAACUUACAGAUGUCCCCGCCGGGGUCGAAAAUUAAUGGGAGCGAUUCGGACUCAAAGCCUGUGUUCCAUACACUGACCAACGGCCAUAGCAAAGGGAACAAGCUUUCGGGCGACGAGGGCUCUGAGGACGGGGACGAUUUCGAUACGCCCCCGAUCCUGAAGGAGCUCCAGGCCCUUAACACGCAGGAGGCGGUGGAGCAAAAGGCUGAAGUGGAAAGAAUGUUAUCCGAGGACCCGUGGCGCGCCGCGCGUAUGAUCAAAGCUUACAUGCAGCAGCACAACAUCCCUCAGCGCGAGGUUGUCGACGUCACCGGCCUCAACCAAUCGCACCUCUCCCAGCACCUGAACAAGGGUACGCCCAUGAAGACGCAGAAGCGCGCGGCGCUGUACACCUGGUACGUCAGGAAGCAGCGGGAGAUCCUCCGACAGUUCAACCAGGCAGUGCAAGGUUCUGGCAGCGAUUUGACAGGCAAGGGCAGUCAGGAUCAGGUCCUGUUCUUUUUCUCAGAGUUCAGUCAGUCUGGGCAGAGCCUGGGGCAGCCCGGGGACGAGGCAGCGGGCGUCGAGCCCACUUGCAAGAAAAUGCGGCGCAACCGUUUCAAGUGGGGGCCGGCGUCCCAGCAAAUCCUCUACCAGGCCUACGAGCGGCAGAAGAACCCCAGCAAGGAGGAGAGGGAGGCGCUGGUGGAGGAGUGCAACAGGGCAGAGUGCCUGCAGAGGGGUGUGUCUCCCUCCAAAGCCCACGGUCUGGGCUCCAAUCUGGUCACGGAGGUGCGUGUCUACAACUGGUUCGCCAACCGCCGCAAGGAGGAGGCAUUCCGGCAGAAGCUGGCCCUGGAUGCCUACAGCGGCACCCCCCACAACCUGAACUCCCUCCUGUCCCACAGCUCCCCCCACCAGCAGCCCAGUGCCUCCCCACCAGACAAGAUGCAAGGGGUCCGGUACAGUCAGCAGGGAGCCAGUGAGGUCACUUCCUCCACGACCAUCAAUCACCAUGGCAACAAUGCCAUGGCUACCAGCCAGUCUGUGUUACAGCAGGUGUCGCCGGGAGGACUGGACCCCGGCCAUGGCCUGCUGUCACCUGAUGCCAAGAUGAUCCCCGUGUCAGGCGGAAGCCUGCCUCCUGUCAGCACGCUGACCAACAUCCACAGCUCCCACCACCCCCACCAGCAGGCCCAGAACCUGAUCAUGCCCCUCUCCGGGGUCAUGGCUAUCGCACAGAGUCUUAACACCUCGCAGGCGCAGACCGUACCCGUCAUCAACAGUGUGACGGGCAGCCUGACUGCCCUGCAGCCAGUGCAGUUCCCGCAGCAGCUGCACAGCCCGCACCAGCAGGGUCUCAUGCAGCAGGCGCCCAGUCACAUGACCCAGCAACCCUUCAUGGCCGCUGUUACGCACUCACACAUGUACCCCCACAAACAGGAACCCCCCCAGUACUCCCAUCCCUCACGCUUCCCCUCCGCCAUGGUGGUGACAGACGCCAACAGCAUCGCUUCCCUUGGCUCCAUGUCAUCCAGCAAGCAGGAAACAGCUGUAAACAAGAUGGUGCCAUUGGGGGGUCUCUCCUGGGUAAAUACGCCGUCCGAGCGGCCCGGUUUGGCUUUGCACUGGGGCGGGGGCAUGCCUGGGAGAAAAUCAGCACCACCUUCUGUUUUAGGGUGAUUUCACCCAGUGACUCUCAAUCUCUCACUGUCACCUGCUGAAGGCCACCACAAUCGCAGAAUAUCACCUGCACUGCCGCCGGCACCUGACCAAAUGUCAUGCCUUCUGGGUCAUUUAAUUUCCCAUAAUUCCAUGGGACGUCAUUGUGCAGAUGAGAUAAACCCCAGAUUGCUUUGAUGCCAGUCUGUUCUCGUCCCACAGAUAACCUUGAUUUGAGGUGCAGCUCUCAUUCAGUCUGUAAUAGAUCACUGAAAGGAUUGCUGGUGGUUACCGUACAUGCCAAUGCGAUGCAUUAUGGGAAAUAAUGCAUGUAAGGGCGCUCUGUUAUCAGGCUGCCUCGGCCAAUCGGUGGUCGACUCUCCUAGGCAGUGCAAUGGCUCAGACUGUCCCUACUCAUUUGCUCCCUCCCUCAGGUUCAGGUGCCCCCCCCCCACUGGAGUUGCCCCUGCCUUUGCUUGCCUGCUACGGACUUUGGGGGGGGGGCUGCAGGCAGUGGGAAUGUAGGCCUUUCCCUCAUUCUACCACCUCUUCCCAAGGCACUGUUCCCUGUGACUUUCACACCCGCAGUUUCCCACACUGCACCUGUGUUCUUACGGGCACCUGCAAUUGUCACCUUAGCCAGACCCCCCCCCCCUCCCAGCGCCCUCCUGUCCUCUGAGACUCCUGCCACUGAGAGGAUGAUGGGUAGUCAAAUGUAAAAGCAGGUGUCAGCCAAACCUCAGCUCCUGAAUCGCUGGGCGAACGCGGCAAGUAGCGCUGAAGGGGCUACUGAAGCGUGCCGGGUGGCUGUGGGUGUGAGGCGUGCCCCCUACCCCCCGCUGAGUGGGCAUAUUUGCCCGUGGGUCCUCCUGGUCUUAUCAGGCUGUGUAUUUGGCCUGGGUGGUGCAGAUUCAGGGGGAGGCCGCGCUUGCAGACGGCUCCUCCUUUAUUACCUGCUUGUUUGCUGAGACCACCUGCUCACUGAUGCCCCCCCCCCCCCCACCGCCAGUCAGAGACUUACCUAAUGACAGCUGGUCGCCCACCUUUAUCAGGUGGGGCUGUUUGCUGGCCUGUAGGUCAGCACAGGGUCAGCUGCCCUACACCCACCCCGUGAGUCGAAAAAAAGCAGGCGAAGAUCAGAAAGAAUUUCAGUGGAAACACGGGCCUUUCAUUACAAGGAAGGGAGUGUAUUUGGUCAGGUGUGGCAUGUGGUUUAUGGCCAAUAGAUCCGCCGUGGCCUCUGCGCCCAAUCCGUCACGCGCCGAACUGGAAUGAGACCUUUCCCCGGAGUGAUUCCGCAGCUGUGAUUAUUGGCCGCCGAUUUGCCAGCACUGCGGCGUCUCGAUUGCCGUUGGUGGCCUGUUUCCUGUUUUUGACUCCCUCCUGUCCUCUCUUCUCGCAGUGUCCUCUGCAAGCCUGGUGACCACACAUACCUGACUUCCUCGGCGCCAGGCAAUGGGAAUGCGCCCCUCCCCAACCCCCCCACCCCCUCUCGCCACGGCGACCAUGCCAGCUUCUGAUGACCGACUUUCUGGACAUUGAGGAGCGGUGGUCUGGCGCUAAAGACCACUAAGGGCCUAGCAGGUGUCGCCACAUGGGAUGAAGAACAAGAUGGCUGAACGAGCCAAAGGAAUGGGACACUGCAGGGCUUCCUGCGGAGCGUGGGCUUAGGACGCAGCCGCUGCUCUCGGAGGCGUUUCCAGAGGAAAACAGUAUUUUUAUUUUCUAUCCUGCAAACGGAAGAAGGAGAGUGACCCUUCUUAUGCUAUCUGUGUUAGAGAUAUUUAGAACAAGGUGAAUAGUCAGAUUAGGCAGGAGAUGUGUGGGUGCAUGUGCAUGUCCAUCCCGAGGCGGGUGGGAUGGGCAGGCAGGGGGGGACACCCCAGAUGGGUGGUGGGGCUCCCAUCCGAGCUGGCUGUCUCAGAGCCAUCGCCAUCAGUGAGACUCCAGGGGGAGGAAACCUUGUGAGCGUAUGACAAUCAGUAACCUGCCCCCAUCACCGUGGGUCACAUGACUGGAGGAUGACCUCAGCAGCUUCCCCUUUCCUGUUCAGUUGUACCGAGUCUUCCAUGUGACUUUCUAUAUGCGUCCAUACCUUUGAAAGUGACCCUGGCAAGAAAUGCCCACCGGCCCCAAAUCUGGAUGUUUCUGGCACUUUGCGUGAUGGAAAAAGAUCUAUCUGAAGAGCGUGUGUGACCAAUCAGUGAAGGUGCCGUCGUGGGGUGACAGAUCUGAACCUGAAUGUCACUGGUCACGCUAAGAUGUCCCUCCCCCCUUCAUCCCUUUAGGGUUUUUAUCAGUUUAAGUUUUUCCGGCGUGUAAAGAGAUGAAGAUUCGUAAGUGAAGGUGAAGAGGUGAUUCUUGGCGGAUGAACGCAUCGAGAAUCACUAAAGAGACCCGGCUGAGAUCGGAGAGCGUGGCCCCACACCAGCGUCCUCAAGGCCAAUCCUGCGAUUAGGGGGUGCGGCCCACAGUUUCAGGCGGCCAUGGCUGGAUCAAACCCACUCGGGGCCGUGAGCAGCCUGUGGGCUGAUCUGUAGAUGGCCCUUUUAAUUUCCAGCUGCGCGAGUCGUCGUCUCGCUCCGUAGCAACACAAACAUUCGGCUAUUUCCAAGCAAAACAGUAAUUAUCAGGACGUAAUAUGCUGGGGGGGGCGAGAGAUGAAAGGGCAGCGAUGGGUCCCGAUGAGUCUGAGAAAUGCCCCCCACCCCCCCAGCACCCCCGCAUUAACAAACAGUCUCGUAUUCAACCUCUAAAUACCAGGAACCCUUAGGUGGAAAAAGGAGGCAGAGGAGGUUGGUUUAAGGGGCUUUCUGAAGGUGUAUUUGUUCACCUGUUAUGGGGGGGGGGGCAUGUCAUGCUGCAGAAAUUCCUGCGGGUUAUAAAUAAAGGGCUAGUUAUAGGUUCAGGCAUAAAUUGUCCCUCACGUCUGACUCCAGCAUCCUCACGUCGUCUUCUCGGCGACCAAACGUCGCUCUUACAAAAAGGUCACGGAGCUUUUCCUGCCAUCCUCAUUUAUCUGUGAAGACCUGCCAUCUGAUUGGGGUGGGGGCGGGCUACCGGGUUAUACCGUAGAUGGAAAAACACCACAAAUGAUUAUGUCUUUGAUGUAUUAUUUUUGUAUAAAAAUGGAAAUCAAACUUUUAAAAUCAUUAUUUAUACUUUGUUGUAAAGUCAUUGUUUCAAGUAAAACUUUUUUUUUCCAAAUAA